GAUUCAUACGACAUAUACUGUGCCGAGAAGUUUUCACAAAGAAGUUGGCGUCGAUGUUGUGGCUCCCGGUGUAGACAUGGAGUCCAAUCAGAAAGAGUUUCGAUAUCACAAAUACUAUCAAUGGGUUUGCUUUGUGCUGUUCUUUCAAUCGACAUUGUUUUACAUUCCGCGAUGGCUGUGGAAGAUGUGGGAAGGUGGCAAGAUUCAGGCACUUAUGAUGGACUUGGAUGUCGGCGUCUGCAGUGAUCAGGAAAAGAAACAGAAAAAGAAACUUCUGGUCGAUUACCUGUACAACAGUCGGGGUCAUCACGACUGGUAUGCGGCGCGCUAUCUGUUUUGCGAAGUACUCGCUUUGGCUAAUGUGAUCGCACAGAUGUAUAUGUUGGACAAGUUCUUCGAUGGAGAGUUUCUCACCUAUGGAUUACAAGUCAUUCAAUUCGCACAACAAGAUCAGGCUAAUCAUUGCGUAUUCAAUGUAUUCAUGUUAGAGGACAGGAUUGAUCCGAUGAUUCGCAUCUUUCCAAGAGUAACCAAAUGUCGUUUUUACAAAUACGGUCCGUCAGCUAACAUCGAGACCAUCGAUGCCUUGUGUUUACUGCCAUUAAAUAUUAUUAAUGAGAAAAUAUAUAUUUUUCUCUGGUUUUGGUUUUUAAUAUUGGCAGCUCUGACAGCCAUUGUCAUAAUGUUUCGUCUAGUGAUCAUUGCUUGUCCACCGGUUCGGGUGUAUCUAUUGAACCUUAGGUUCCGACUCUCACAACUCGAUCAUUUGCAUACAAUUGUUAGACGAACAUCAAUUGGAGAUUGGUUUCUUGUGUAUAUGUUGGGCCAAAACAUCGAUAGUGUUAUUUACCAGGAAGUGAUUCAAGAUUUGGCCACCAAAACCGAUUCUCAGCCAAAAGAGAGCCAGUCUUUGAUGUCUACAUAAUUGAGACAAAGCUAACCAUAUAUGAGAGAAAAGGACCAAAUCACCUUGAUCUAAAGGAUCUGUUGCAAAUCUGAUCCAUUAUUUGUUGGCAUCUAGUUAAUUAAAGUCUUAUUUACGUCAACAUUGGCUAUAAUACUCUACGAUAUGAAUAUGAAGUACUAAACGGUAUACUGUAUAUCAUAAAGAAAAGUCUUAAUGGUUAAACCAAAUCAAUUAUGAAAACUUAUAUCAAUUUGGGAACAACUCUUUCGGAUCUGUUGAAGCAAAAAUUAAACACAAAUUAUACU
Molecule: messenger RNA, 1212 nt
Organism: Medioppia subpectinata
Lineage: Eukaryota; Metazoa; Arthropoda; Arachnida; Sarcoptiformes; Oppiidae
Source: the annotation of a GenBank genome assembly